AUGCAGGCUUCUACAUUGCACCCUAAAGCCCUAAGAUCACGAGACGCGAUGUCGCAACAGCCGAACACAACGCGACAGCGAGGCAUCCUGAGAGUGGGUGUGGACAAGGCAAAGUCAGCCGAGAAGGAGUUGCACGCUCUGCAUAUUGCAUCUGCAAAUGGCCUGGAGCAAGCCGUCAGCUGCCUCCUGGAGGCCCGGACCGAACCAGACAUCCGCACAAAAGCCGGGUUGACACCGCUCUACUUCGCUGCCGCCUGGGCGCGUGAGGGCGUGGCCGACUGCCUCCUGGCCGCUGCAGCAGAGAUCGAUGCUGCGGCCUCCAACGGUUGGACGCCUCUGUUCGUGGCCGUUCAGCGCGAACGGGUCGAUAUCGCAAAGCUUCUUUUGAAAAGCAGGGCCGACAUGAACAGA
Messenger RNA from Symbiodinium necroappetens, 411 nucleotides. NCBI's taxonomy places the organism in Eukaryota, Dinophyceae, Suessiales, Symbiodiniaceae. The record is from the annotation of a GenBank genome assembly.